Lotus japonicus is the source of this 1561-nucleotide messenger RNA. RefSeq names its product pentatricopeptide repeat-containing protein At4g18975, chloroplastic. The transcript is spliced from 8 exons. Bases 573 to 1445 code for a protein of 290 amino acids. The record is from RefSeq and is a predicted model, not a curated record. Gene Ontology annotation, molecular function: protein binding. NCBI's taxonomy places the organism in Eukaryota, Viridiplantae, Streptophyta, Magnoliopsida, Fabales, Fabaceae.
UCCCCCGUCCACAUGUAUACGGAUUGCUUGAUCCAUCAAGCUGAGACACAUUAAAAUUGAUUCUCCAAUUUAUAUAGCCAAACAACAAUUUCCCAAAACUUGUGAAUUUGAAUAAGGAACGCAAGACCCAGUAGUAGAAACAGGUACCCAUCACUUGAAACUUGAAAGAGAGCCUAGAAGUAGAAGUAUGAUAAUCGAUUCAGAUUCUACAUCUCCAUGAACUAAUAAGCCACCCCACUAAAACCCUAGCUGAUGCCCCUAAACCCCAAAUUUCAGUUAGCAAAGGGAGAAGAAAAACCAAAAAUCUCAAAAUGAAGGGUAGGAGAUAAAGGAUGCAGCUCCAGGAAGGGAGGAACAACAGUCAUGGCGGUGAGCGAACGACAAACAAGACGAGAGAACAAGGAACAGGAUGAACUGGCCGCAACCACGACGAGGUCUUGUGGCGUCACAUGUGAAAGGUUCAAAGCUUGUGAAAAUGGAGGAGGACAGGGCCCAAUAGUCACUGAGUUUCACCAUCGUCCUCACUCCGUCCAACACAAACGGCAACAGCAUCUCCAAGUUUGAUUUGCACGAUGCUCAUAACAUUUGAAAGAUCAAUCCUGUUCCCACUUCUCCCAUCACGGACAUGCCAGGCUAACACGGAUACAAAAACAGCUCUCCUGUGGGGUACUAAAUUCUCGACAGCCACAAUAACCAUCUCACCCAAGCAGACACGUUGUAUCUAUUGCAUGUUUGUCCAAUCGAAAUUGAGCCAAAAUGUUGGUGAUCCUGUGGAGAAGGAGAAAAAAGGGAUGAAGAAAGCGGGAAAGGUAGAGCACCACUUGUGGAAGAAACGAGAUUCAGCUCAGUCUGGCCAAAAGGCACUCGCUCUUGUCAGAACUGUGUCUGAACUCCCUAAUGAGAAAGAGGCUGUUUAUGGGGCAUUAGAUAAAUGGACGGCUUGGGAAACAGAGUUCCCAUUAAUUGCAGUAGUUAAGGCUUUGAAAAUCUUAAGGAGAAAGCGUCAGUGGGUUCGUGUAAUUCAAGUAGCAAAGUGGAUGUUAAGCAAAGGUCAAGGAGCAACAAUGGGAACAUAUGACACCCUUCUUCUCGCAUUUGAUAUGGACCAGAGGGUGGAUGAGGCAGAAUCAUUGUGGAAUAUGAUUAUACAUGCACACAUGCGCUCUGUCUCGAAGAGAUUGUUUUCUAGGAUGAUUUCAGUGUAUGAUCAUCAUAAUAUGCCUGAUAAGAUUGUAGAGGUAUUUGCCGACAUGGAAGAGUUGCAGGUAAAACCUGAUGAAGAUACAGUUAGGAAAGUGGCAAGUGCCUUUAGAAAUCUAGGCCAGGAAGAGAAACGGAAAUUGGUUAUAAAACGAUAUGGACUUAAAUGGAAGUACAUUCACUUCAAUGGUGAACGGGUGAGAGUUAGAAGAGAAACAUGGGAAGAUGAUGAAUCAACAAAUUGAAAUAUGUAAAUGUGAAUGAGGACCACACCUGUUGCUGAGUAUAAUGCAUGACAGGAUAACAAUUUUUUUUUUCUAAAGCAGAACUUUAUGUGAUGAAAAUAAUAAUUAUGGAGCAA